CACGCCCCUCCCCCGCGCCGCUCUCAGUGCCAGGCGGGAGGCGACAGCGGUUGGAGGCUUCGUCGGGAUUUGCAGCGGGGACUUUGGCGGCGGCGCCUGAGGCACCUCGGCCCUGACACAAUGAGGCGAGUGGUACGACAGAGCAAGUUUCGGCAUGUAUUUGGACAAGCGGUGAAAAAUGACCAGUGUUAUGAUGACAUCCGGGUUUCUCGAGUGACCUGGGACAGUUCCUUUUGUGCUGUCAAUCCCAGAUUUGUUGCCAUAAUCAUAGAAGCGAGUGGGGGAGGCGCGUUCCUGGUGCUCCCUUUGCACAAGACUGGUCGAAUUGACAAAUCCUACCCUACAGUAUGUGGCCACACAGGACCAGUGCUUGACAUAGAUUGGUGCCCACACAACGACCAGGUCAUUGCCAGUGGUUCCGAGGACUGCACGGUUAUGGUGUGGCAGAUUCCAGAAAAUGGGCUCACCCUUUCCCUGACCGAACCUGUGGUGAUUUUAGAAGGCCACUCAAAGAGAGUGGGCAUUGUGGCCUGGCACCCGACCGCCCGCAAUGUGCUUCUUAGCGCAGGCUGUGAUAACGCCAUCAUCAUCUGGAAUGUGGGGACCGGGGAGGCCCUGAUAAACCUGGACGACAUGCAUUCGGACAUGAUUUACAAUGUGAGCUGGAACCGGAAUGGCAGUCUGAUCUGCACGGCUUCCAAAGACAAGAAAGUGAGGGUAAUCGAUCCUAGGAAACAGGAAAUUGUUGCUGAAAAGGAGAAAGCACACGAGGGCGCGCGGCCCAUGAGAGCCAUCUUUCUGGCUGACGGCAACGUCUUCACCACCGGUUUCAGCCGCAUGAGCGAGCGGCAGCUGGCUCUCUGGAACCCGAAAAACAUGCAGGAACCGAUUGCUCUUCAUGAAAUGGACACUAGCAAUGGGGUGUUGCUACCUUUCUAUGACCCCGACACCAGUAUCAUUUACCUGUGUGGAAAGGGUGACAGCAGCAUCCGCUAUUUCGAGAUCACGGAUGAAUCCCCCUAUGUCCACUACCUCAACACAUUCAGCAGCAAGGAGCCUCAGAGAGGGAUGGGUUACAUGCCCAAGAGGGGGCUUGAUGUCAACAAAUGUGAGAUUGCCAGAUUCUUCAAACUUCAUGAGAGAAAGUGUGAGCCUAUUAUCAUGACUGUUCCCAGAAAGUCGGACCUUUUCCAGGACGACCUGUACCCAGACACUGCAGGGCCCGAAGCCGCUCUGGAGGCAGAGGAAUGGUUCGAGGGGAAGAACGCAGACCCAAUCCUUAUCUCCUUGAAGCAUGGAUACAUUCCAGGCAAAAACAGGGACCUCAAGGUGGUCAAGAAGAACAUUCUGGAUAGCAAGCCCACUGCAAACAAGAAGUGUGACCUGAUCACUGUCUCCAAGAAAACCACAGACACGACCAGUGUGCAAAAUGAAGCCAAGCUGGACGAGAUUUUAAAAGAGAUCAAAUCUAUAAAAGACACAAUCUGCAAUCAAGAUGAGCGUAUUUCCAAGUUAGAAGAGCAGAUGGCAAAGAUAGCUGCCUGAAGGUCAACCCCCACCCCCCAGAACGGGAGCAAGAACUUGUGCUUGGUAGCUGGUCGUUGGUGUGGUCCCAGGGAGGGCGCGAGGGGGGCUCUGCCGUUUGGAGACAUUCAUUUCCGGUUUGUCAGCCAGCGAUGGGCCGCAUUCCAGUAAGAACUCAAUUCGUCUCCCAAAUUUGCAGAAACAAAAUGUGAUUUAAAAGCUGGGCUUUUUAUCAGAAAGCUUUUUUGAUGUUUUAAGUGUUUAUGUGACUUGUUGAACUUUUAAAAGACAAAAGUGCUACUUUUAAAAUCCAAGAUACUCUGAAUUUUAGAAACCCAACCAAUUCUGAUUCAGUGUCGUGCCCAAGUACCUUUUUUUAACAAAUAGGGACCAAUGCCACAUUGCUUUUUAUAUUUCUUUUUUUUUUAAUGUUGCCAAAACCAAAAGUAACUUUUUUUUCCUUUGUAUUUUGCUACUUUGCAGUAUUUGUGUGUGGUUUUUUUUCCUUAAUUUGAAAGGGACAGCACUGUGUAUGUUUAUAAACUAAAUGAAGAUAAGAUAUUAUUUUGUAUAAACACUCAUCUGAGAACAAUCAGAGCAGUAGCCACAUCGUGCUGGCUCGUCCGCAGCACAAACCUGGUCAUCUUGAUGACUGUACACAAGGAAGACUUGAAAAAUCACGUGGAUUCGUGUCACCACCCCUCUCGUUGCAUUGAGUCUUCUGAUCAGAAAUGCUCAUCCUGUCAUUUCCUUUCUCUCCCUUCUCUUUCCUAGCAGUUGGGUGGUUGUACCAGAAUGGAAUUUCGCCUCUUGGUUGCCCUGUGCUUCAGAUGAUUAUAACCUAACCUAAACUAGCAUGUGUUUCUGCCGUUUUGUUACCCACGUGGGCUCUGUCGCAGUCAUCACUCCAAACAUCGUGUUUCGGGUUUCAGUCAGUACUUGACAAGGGCGCCGGGACAGGAGGACGCCUGUACUGUGGAGUGUUCCUUCUUGCCCAUUUCAGCAGCUUACGUAGCUCUCGGGUACAUGGGGGACCACAGACUAGGGAACCGGGAAGGGAGCAUUGGCCCCUUGUGAUCUCUGCUUUCCUGCGUGUCCCAUGCUGUCCCCGUGUUGUGCUGGAGGAAGAAGUGCUCUCGUGCGCGCCACCAGAGCGCCUGCCCUGCCCUCUUCCUCAUGUAGGCAGCCACCUCUCUCAGGGCUCCCCCCACCAUUCCCCUCUCCAUCCUGCCUUUCAGCCCUGACUGCAUUCCGCUAAGUGAGGCCAGGGGGUGCUACUGAAUACUGAGACUUAGGAGAAUGGUCUAGAAUGGAGCAAGACCAGGAACGCAGAUCUCUGCUGUAGCUUUUAUGUGCACAAGUGUGUCCCUCUGCACCCUCCACACAAACUAACCCGCUCUACCCCUCCUGCGUGCAGCCAGGCUAUGUCAAAGCACAGAGGCUCCCCCAACUCGGGGAGGCCAGAGGCUGAGCUCUGAUCACCUGCCCAUCCCAGGGUUAGCUAGAACUUCUCUCCGCUUCCAAUUUUUCAUACUGCAUGUUUGAGAAACAAGAUCUAAGGAGCCUCUGUUUUGCAAGGAGUGAGUGUCUGUGAUUGAACAUGAAACGUAUAGUGCCAUUGGGACCACGACGGGAACUCGCUUGCAUACGUUCCUGCUGGUGUGGGGACAGGACUGGCCGGAUGCGUCUGAAUGCAGGGAACCAGGAUGGAGGUAGGGUGCGCACGGGGAUUGGCAUGCACAGCCACACUGGGAGUGACGUCUGCCUAGAAGAGGUGCCGUGUUCUUAACCGAGGUUGGAAUCGCCGUCUCCGUGACUUCAGGGCAUCUGAAUGUUCGGUGUGGUUUUGUGUGUGUGUGUGUGUGUAUUUUAAUAUUGAUGUGGAUGAUGAGAUGUAAAGAAAACAGUAAUUACAGUGACUUGUACAUGUUUCUUUACCAAUAUAAUCUGCUGAGGGCCUUUGUUUUUAAGAUUCAGAAAUGUUUUAAGGUUCCGAUGUCAAACGAAUUAAGUGAACAAAAUUGUUGCUGAUGCUGGUGAAAUGCCACAGGGACUGCGGUUCAGAGCGAAGAGGGAGGCAAGGAAAAGCUGUCCUGGCCUUAGUGUGUGGCUUGUGACUUGUCUCAGGAGCGACGCCCAGCCGGGCUCAGAGUCGGCGCCCGCAGCACUGUGGUGUAUUUUUCCUGUUGUGUCUUUUUUUUUUUAAGCCGUGCUAUCCCAGAGAAGAACCAGUGAAUUACUCCUAGAUCGGCUCUUAUAGAGCGGCCAUAGUAUUCUGUCAAAACACUUGCUUCCAUUUUCAAAGAUUAAAAAAAAAAAAUCAUUG
Molecule: messenger RNA, 3850 nt
Organism: Artibeus jamaicensis (Jamaican fruit-eating bat)
Lineage: Eukaryota; Metazoa; Chordata; Mammalia; Chiroptera; Phyllostomidae
Gene: CORO1C
Product: coronin 1C
Exons: 11
Coding region: 121-1545 (474 amino acids)
Biological process (GO): neural crest cell migration; actin filament organization
Molecular function (GO): actin filament binding
Source: RefSeq, a predicted model, not a curated record